Messenger RNA from Hylaeus volcanicus, 2846 nucleotides. RefSeq names its product dual 3',5'-cyclic-AMP and -GMP phosphodiesterase beta-like. The record is from RefSeq and is a predicted model, not a curated record. The transcript is spliced from 15 exons. Gene Ontology annotation, molecular function: 3',5'-cyclic-nucleotide phosphodiesterase activity. Bases 645 to 2432 code for a protein of 595 amino acids. NCBI's taxonomy places the organism in Eukaryota, Metazoa, Arthropoda, Insecta, Hymenoptera, Colletidae. Gene Ontology annotation, biological process: signal transduction.
UCACAAUCCAAAAUGUAACGCAAUAAUUUUUUUUGGAUUAUUAUUGAAAAGAAAACUGUACUUUUGAUAUAUUGCAAAACUAUUUCAAAGAGUAAAAUUUUUUGUUCCUUACUUAUUUUAGAAAUACAGAAGCCUUUUUUUUUUUAAUUACGAAAAAACUCAUUACUUUCUAUUGUAUAUUAUUUGUGUAACAUUUGAAAUUAUGUUCUAUAUAAGCAUGUGUUGGAGAUAUGUAAUUAUAUUAUUGUGGCGUGUGGGAUAGUCUUAAAAAUCAUUUAAUAAAUUUCUUCAGUGUAAUGACCCUAUCAGUUAAGCUACGAGCAACGUAGUGAUACGAACGAGUGUUUUCGUAUUGUUGUAUUUAUGGAAAAAGAAUGACACGUUCCCGGUCAAAAAUACAACUCAACAUUUGCCUUUAAUAUAUUUUAGAAUUCGCUAAAAUUCUUACCAUCCUUUUAACACAUCACCUUUCCAGUUUCAAAUACCAUCGUUACUUCCUUGUUACCUUCAAAAAAGUAAUCAUUCAUAGUGUUGAACGUGUGAAGUGUUUCCACCUUUUAUAAGUUUACAAAACAUUUUCGGUGCUUUCUAACCUUGUAUACCUGUGUUUUUAUGUUUAACCUUUGUGGUGUCUUUGGAGUAGUAUGAUUAAUAAUCAAAUUAGAGUUGUAGGGUUAAUGUAUAUUCUAAUUUUGAUUAAAAACGGGUUCGCUAAAUAUUUUUUAAAGGAAACAAGAAUGUUUUCUUGGACGUUUUUUAUAUUGAUUAAUCUCGUUACAAUCGCAAUAUUUUUUCUUCUUCUUUAUAUUGGGCAAUGGUUUACGGAAGUUGAAAAACGUUUACAUUAUCUACAUCUUAUGAAAUGUAAUAGUGAAAGAAAAGUAAUUCAGAAUACGACAGCAAAACGUAAAGGGCGUAAGGGAACGACUGUUGUGGAGGACAUUACAACGCUAGUAGAAACUACUGUCUGUAUUCUACAAAAAGUUUUACUCAGUACAAAUCUUUCACUUGUAGGAGAGGGUAUUUAUUUGUUAAAAGAAUGUCAAGAAAUACUUAUGGAUACAACAGAUUUGUACUCCGUGCAAAACAGAUCAAACAAAGAGAUUUUUUCAAAACAUGUGAAGAAGCGAACCUUUCCGUUCGCACGAAGUUAUCCGAGCAACUUAGCUACUUUUAAAAACAAUACUCGAAAUUCUUAUGGCAAUAAGAAUAAUCAUACUUUCGUAGGUUCCUUACCGCUUGAGGAACCUCUUUUAAUAACACAAAAAAAAAAUUCGACCUCUUCUGAUUUAAUGACCAACGCCAACAGUAUAACAUCAACACUUACAGUAUCUCAAAUCCCUAGUUCAUUUUCUAUGACAUCUUUUGAAAAACUUGAAAUUGGAAUAAACUGGGAAAUCAAUAUACUUCAACUAGCAAAAUCUCAUCCGCAUAUUUUACUAGAGGUUGGCGUGAAGCUGCUCAGUGAUAAAAUGGAUGCCAUCAAUUCAACUUCUCUAUAUCUAAUUACAUAUCUACGUAAACUAGAAUCUUGCUAUCAUGCCAACCCUUAUCAUAACAAAAUCCAUGCUGCGUCUGUUGCGCAUGCAACAGCGUGUCUUAUGACGAUGCUUUAUAUACAUAAAUCAUCUUUACAUAACCCUAUUAACGAUAUUGCUAUCAUUAUCGCUGCUUUAGGGCAUGAUGCGGGUCAUCCUGGCCGCAAUAAUAACUUUUUAGUCAAUUCAUCAAAUAACAUGGCAAUUUUUUAUAAUGACACCUUUGUACUAGAAAACGCACAUAGCGCCAUUACUUUUAAAUGUUUAGAUGCACCUGGAGCUAAUAUUUUUGCUAAUGUCCCGCGCAAAGUAUUCCGCGAAAUCCGGAAACGAAUUAUAGAGUUGAUUCUUAUAACCGACAUGGGGCAUCAUUUUGAAGCAGUCUCAAGGUUUCGUUUACGACAAAAAGCGUUAGGAUUUAAUUAUCUUUGUGAUCCUGACGAUAUGUGGCUUGUUAUUCGUAUGUGUCUUAAAUGUGCAGAUUUGGGUCAUACGAUGGUUGAGUGGGAACAGCAUUUUGAUUGGUCUUUGCGCGUCGUAGAAGAGUUUUAUCAACAAGGAGAUCAUGAAUUACAGCUAGGCUUGAAAAUUUCUCCUUUAUGUGAUCGAUCUUGCCAUGUGGAUUUUUCGAAAGCUCAAAAAAGUUUUAUUGAGUUUGUUGUUCAACCUCUUAUGACUCAAAUGGAAGAAUUAGAAUACGGCUUUGGUAUAAAAAAGGCGUGUAUUGAACGUCUCAUGUCCAAUAAAUUGAGAUGGGAGAGUCUAAUAGCUGAAAAAUACGUACCAGAGAUUUCCGAAGAAUACAAGAACAUGAAAACUGACGCUUCCUUGACUAUUCAAAUUCUAGUUUCGUUAUAUAUUGAAGGAAAAAUUCUAGUUCCGUUACAAAAGUAACUAAAAUACAACACAACAACCUUCAAGAGUAAAAAAACAAGAGUGAAAUUACUUGAUACAACGACAUAUUUUUUUACCGCAUGUCAUUAAAAAAUAUUAAUCAAAAUCACCUACAGCAGUGACAAAUGCGUCACGCAUCUUCGCAUAGAAUUAGCCAUGUUACACAGGGAGUAUAUUCUAGAGACAGCAUUUUCCGAUGUAUAUUUUGACUUCUUAUUAUUUUUUUCAUUAUACUUAUAGUGAAAAUGUUUGUUUAAUUUGCAAUUAUUAUUAUUAUUAUUAUUAAUUUUUUAAAUUUCGUACGAUACAUAAUGCUGUAUCUUCCUUUAAUGUAAAUUGUUUCAUCUUUUCAUAUUUUUUAUAGAAGAGUACUCUACUAUAACUAUUAACAGUCAUCUGUAUAUUAGAGGUGUC